Messenger RNA from Plectropomus leopardus (leopard coralgrouper), 4619 nucleotides. RefSeq lists its product as uncharacterized. Gene Ontology annotation, biological process: regulation of GTPase activity. The record is from RefSeq and is a predicted model, not a curated record. NCBI's taxonomy places the organism in Eukaryota, Metazoa, Chordata, Actinopteri, Perciformes, Serranidae. Gene Ontology annotation, molecular function: GTPase activator activity; small GTPase binding.
CGCCUGCCAGACAGCUGCAGCCAGCUCGCGGCAUGCGGAGCUUCGCUCGGGGGGUGCGUCCGUUUGACCAGCAUCGGUUUCAGCGACGCUAGUCGAUAGUCGGGGACUGGCCUUCAGCUCAGUGACAGUAAUUCGGUUUCGGCUCCCCUGGACAGCGAGGGAGAGAAUGAGAAUAGUGGAUUUUGUUUCUACUUGUAGGUACAGCGCAGCCGAAGAAGAAGGGAAGUCACUCCAAAAGAUUUUGACAUGAAGAAGGACAUAGACACAUUAAUAGCAGAGGAACGUGCUGAAAUCAUCUCAAAAUAUGACAAGGGAAGGCAGGAGGGUGUCAACAUUGACCCAUGGGAGGAUGCUGACUACAGCAUCUAUAAGGUCACCGACCGCUUUGGCUUCCUGCAUGAGGAGGAGCUGCCAACACCCACUGCACUUGAAGAGAAGCAAAAGCAUCAUGAGAUAGAGCGAGUGGAGAAAUGGUUGAAGAUGGUGAAGAAGUGGGACAAGUACAGGAACAGUGAAAAGUUGGUGAAGCGUGUGUAUAAAGGAAUCCCUCUGCAGCUGAGAGGCCAGGCCUGGGCUUUGCUUUUGGAUAUAGAGAAGGUCAAAAAAGAGAACGAUGGAAAAUAUGAGAGAAUGAAGCAGCAGGCUCGUAACUUCUCCACCGAGAUCAAACAGAUAGACUUAGACGUCAACAGAACCUUCAGGAACCAUAUCAUGUUCAUGGACCGCUUCGGAGUCAAGCAGCAGGCACUGUUUCACGUACUGGCAGCUUACUCCGUUUACAACACGGAGGUGAGCUACUGCCAGGGGAUGAGUCAGAUCGCUGCCAUCUUGCUCAUGUACCUGAAUGAGGAAGAUGCCUUCUGGGCUCUGUCUCAGCUCCUCAACAACAGCAAGCACGCCAUGCACGGAUUCUUCAUCCCCGGAUUUCCCAAACUGCAGCGUUUCCAGGCCCACCAUGAGCUGAUCCUCUCCAAAAUGCUGCCAAAGCUGAAGAAACACCUGGACAAGGAGCAGAUGACAACAGGGAUUUACACCACCAAAUGGUUUCUGCAGUGCUUCAUUGACAGAACCCCUUUCACCCUCACCCUACGUCUCUGGGACAUCUACAUAUUGGAGGGGGAGAAGACGCUAACCGCCAUGGCUUAUACAACCCUCAAGUUACACAAGAAGCGCCUGCAGAAGCUUCCAUUAGAAGACCUGAGGGAGUUUCUCCAGGAGCAGAUGGCUGUUUCUUUCUUCCUGCCUGAUGAUGUGGUGGUUGAACAGUUACAGGCUUCAAUGUCUGAGCUUCGCAGUAAAAAGCUGGACCAACCUCCUCCAGCCAAGUCAGACGAGCUGCCAAAGAAACCUCUGGGUCAAGAGAGACCAGUUCUGCUUCUGCCUCUGCAGCCCGACUCUCCUCUGGAGGUCAAAGUAAAUCUGCAGCCCCAAAGCCAACCCAAUACAGAGGCCCAGCAAACAGACAACAUCACCCUACACCAGACCCCGUCUCCUGCAGAGCCUCAGGACUCGAGAACACCUCCUCUGCCUUCACCUGACCCAGUUGUAGUCCACACAGAAGGGACACCGUCUCCUAGAAGGCUUUGUAGAGCACCUCCAUUACCUCCUAAAGCAGACAAACCAGGUGCUAAGGUGGGAUUGGACGGUGAUGUGAAGGAGUCGCCUCUGGAUGUUAGUCAGACUGAAGAUGUGAGAAAACAGGAGAACCAGUCUAAAGACCAAGAGGCCCAGGAGGAGGCUGUGGAUUGGCCUCCACCCUAUGAGCCUCCUCCUUUGGAUGCUCUUGUCAUGCAGACUGAGGAGGAGAUGAUGGAUCUUCCAGAUCUGCCACCUCCACCUUUCUUUUACACUGAGCAGAAUGACCAAAGGCCUGUGGGCAGUGAAUCUCCCAGCCUCGGGACCCCUCGCCGCUCUCCUUCCCCCCGCUCAGCCUCACCACUCGUCACUCAAAUGACGCUAUCCCCAAAACCAUGCCUCAAACCGAAGCCCAAACCCCCCACAUCUCUGGACCUCACACAGAAAAAGCCUCCUCCCUUAAAGCCUUCUCCUGCCCGUGCCAUCACAUCCUCCUCCUCUCCCAGACUCCCUCCCCCAAAACCAACCAAGUUCCCAGUCUCUCUCUACGUCCCGGGGCCCGCGGGUGACCGACGGCCCUCCAACACCUCCCAGUAUGACAACCUUUCCGAGGCUGACGAAGACGACCGCUACCUGGAGAGGCUGCUGGGCUCCACGCCUGAGGAAAUUUCCAGCAAACACGGGAAUCCCCCACAUACCGUUAACAGAGACUACGAUCCUGCUCUCUUCCCUGUGCCUCCACCUCCUGUGUUCAUCCCUCCCUCGCCUUCUCCUAUUCCUCCCUCGCUGUGCGCUCUCGCCAGUUUGCCUCAGGAGCCCGAAUACGAAGAGGAGGACAGCUGGGUGGAGGACUCCAUCAUCCCCCCUCCUCCAGCUAGCUUUGCUGACAAACUCACUCCCUUCCAGUGUAGUGCUGCCAGCUGUUCAGACACACACAGAGCCACCUCGCCCAGUUACUCCAAGCCUUUCUGUAGGGGCCCCAGGGACCAUUCUGCUUUUCCAGCUCCAUUAUUGUACACUGGGUCUCCCCCAGGCCACUCCAGGCCCUCAGGGCAGUCGGCGGUAGGUGUACCUUUAGUCCGAUCCAGCCCAGACUUUUGUAGGAUGCCUCCCAGUGGACAGCAACUGCCCAAAUCAGUGACCUUUUGAAGUUUUCAACUAUAAUUCACUGAUCAUACCGAGAUUAUUCGAACUCUCUUUAAUGCUUGAUUAGUUUUCAAAGCCAUUUGAGAGGUAAAAGGCCAGUAGCUAUUCAGUGUGUCAAAUGUUUGUGUGCGUGUGUGUGUGUGUGUGUGUGUGUGUGUGUGUGUGUGUGUGAAAGGACCUUUUUUCAUUGAUGUGUACAGAUUAUUGUGAUACUUGCACCUUUUUUUGUGAGGGCAGUCAACUUUUCUAAGUGUCAAACUUGUAUUUAAAACUGCUGUCCGUGUUACUGUUUGCUGCACAAAACUUCAGUGUUUUACCUUGCCUGCUCUUGUUAGUGUGCAAGACCAGACUUAGUCUUCAGUUCAAUUGGUGUUAACGUCAAUUUACUCAGAAAUAAGGUGAUCUAAUACCAGCUGAGUGUUCUGCUGUUGCUUCAUCCCCAGUUAGUUUCAUUUUGCUCCAAAAAAGUGUCUUAACCUGAUCGCGGUGCACUGAGAUUAACAACUCUUAUCACAAAGGGCUUUUGAGGAUGCAGAGUAAGGUCAUCUUUGCUAAAGCAGCCAAAGCCUAUACAUUUAUACUGUAUUUAUGGUAAUCUGUGAGCAGGCUCACACAUCUUAACAGUAUGUCAGACUGUAAUGAGUAACCGUUUCAUGAAACACAGUUUCUUUACUGGUCAAUACUUGAUAACAAAGGACCACUAAACAUGGUUGCACCCAAGCAGUUUGCAUACCAACUUUUUAAAAGAAUCGCUAAAGUUGUAACCACCAGCAACAGGGAAGACAUGGGGCACUAUGUCACUGGUGUAAAUAUGGAAGCUUGUUUUUCAUUCACAUGAAGCCGGUCUUAUUUUUUAGGUAGCAGUGGGUGCUCUGUGGGUACUUAGCUGCUUUUUCAUGUUUUGAAAUCAACUUAUUAGGACAAACAAUUUCAAAGUAAUGGUUUCAGUGCUAUAUUUGUUUUAAGGACACGUGAUUUCACAGCAAUAAUGUACUGUUUCAUGUACACAUACAUGCAUGUAUCAAGGCUAAAUAAGGUGGAAAUAUAAGACUAAACAGGAGUUUAAAGAAUGCAAUAUAUUGUCAGCACUGACAGUAAAGAUCCUUGUCACAGUAUUUAUAAAGAGUAGCUCCAUCUAGUGGUUAAAAGUGUUACAUAAUGAUAGUAACUGCCUUCAAAUUUUAAAAUGAAGUACAGUGACCAUGACAUAAAUGCUACCUAUAAUGCCUAUUUAUGAAUGUGCACAUUGUAAGCUAGACUUAAGGAUACAAGGACAGACCCUAUAUUAUACUGAUCUAUACUGUUACAGAGCGGGGAAAAAAGAAAAUUUAGCAAAAUUGAAUUUAUUCAUAUGCACAGUUAUAUUUUGGAGCCAUUACAGAAACUGUUGUAUCAAUUUAUUUUAAUUGCUCUGAGCAAAAGAGAAAUGGAAGUUGAGCCAUAACCAACUGUACAAGGACCUAACAGACAAACAUGUUUAUAUUGUUUUAUGCAGUUACAUAUUAUGUUAUAUACUUUGUCUAAACAUCAGUUUGUUUUUUGCACUGACCUUUGUUAUUACCAAGAGGUUUUGCAGUUCUCUUUAAGUUGAUUUAUAACAGAGUUGCAGGUCACUGUUAAAAAAAUAAUUUUCAUGUUUGAAAAUGAUGUUGACAGAUGUUUUGUUCAUGAACUUUGGUCUCGCUGCUGCGAUUCUUACCCAAAAGCUUGGAUCUGGGCCUGCACACAAGUAUGUUUGGCUCAAUGGAGUAUUCUUUAGUCACGUGACCUAACCACCAAUUGUACAUCACUGCUCCUUUUUAUGAAUCUGGUUGACAUCAGUGAUGCUGUGGCUCAGACCAAAGCUUAUGUACAUUUAUGCAACUACUUAUUUGAGUUUUAUAAAGAGAUAAUCCUUA